AUGUCAAGGAUGAGCCAAACACUUAACCAACUAUUUGGCAUGGCUUGGCUCGGGUCUUGGGCUCGGUCAAUUCGUGCCUCCUCCAAAGGCGGCGGUGGUCAGUGGACUCCUCUCACGCGGCACGAAAUCAAGAGCAACGACAUGAUUGCGCUCGCAAAUUACACAGUGAUCGAGCACAACAAAGAGAAAAAAAUGAAUCUGGGACAUAAGUACAAUCUGUCUGAAACAACCACCGAUUACGAUAAUUGCACAACACCUAUCUGGAGCUGCGACGGCGUUCUCGGGAGCUACAACGCGGUCGUGUGGGUCCAGGACUGGAAGAACCUCACAAAGCUCGUGUCCUUCAAAAAGAUUAAAUGA
Messenger RNA from Striga asiatica, 360 nucleotides. The record is from the annotation of a GenBank genome assembly. Lineage: Eukaryota; Viridiplantae; Streptophyta; Magnoliopsida; Lamiales; Orobanchaceae.